GCCACAAAAACAAAAUUGAAUUGAAUUGAAGCUCAUCAAAAUGGGAAGCAAAGAGUGUUUCGUCCCGUCUUGUACGAAUAACAGCCGUGAUAAUCCGGAUUUGUUAUUCGUACCAAUUCUAGAACGUUUGCGAAAAGAAUGGUGUCGUCAAGUAAACACUGAAUACUUCACGGCUUAUUUGCAGUUUUGUUGUGAAAAUCAUUUAAAUCCAGAAGAUAUCAAAAAUUAUUAUAAAUGCAAGUUAUUAAAUGAGCAACCAAAAAUGGCGCCAACUGCGCAGCUACGACGCAUUUCUUUAGUUGAGGCAAAUAAAGGCCUUGUUCUGCGUGAGCUUUUGCUCCAACAACACACACCUGGUGUUACAAAGAAACGAAAACUAGACGAAAACUUAUUGCCUAGUACCUCAGCAUCAACUUUACCUUUCAAAGUGAAUGCUGCAACACAAUGUGAAAAAAAGAGUUAUAGUGAUAAGGGAACAAACACAUGCUUUAAGAAAGCAAAAUUACAUCCAAGAAGUCCAAGAAGCUGUACCUGGGAGGAAGAGGUUAUCGAUGUGAAAGAGUUAUCUAGUCCUUCACUGAGAAACUUUCCAUCAGAAACCGAUAGUGAGGAGAUCCCUGUAACCGAUUUUAAUUUGAGAAAUGAAUUCUUAGCACUGAUCAAUAAAAUGCCAAAUAUGUAUUUGGGUCUACCUCAACAAUAUGAAUGGUUACUAAACCAUAUAGUAGAAAAAAGCGAAAUUAAAACAAGUGUUUUGUGUUUAAUAAUUACAUUGUUCAAAAUCAAACAAAAUGACACAUUUUACAGAAUUUGUGAUCAAUUUCAAAUAACUAGACCAAAGAUGACAACUUUCUUCCAUCAAGGAAUAGAAGUGCUUGCAAAUUUUUUCCAAAAUUUUGUAUUUUUGCCAUCAGUUAUACAGAUAAAGAGAAAUUUACCUUUGGUUUUCAAACUAAAUUUUUCCAAUGUGCAAAUGAUUAUAGAUUGUUUUGAAAUUCAAAUCGAAAAACCCACAAAUCCUUUAAAGCAAUCACAAACCUGGUCUCAGUACAAAAACUGCAAUACUUUAAAAUAUUUAAUAGGUUGUACGCCAAGUGGUUUUGUCACUUUUAUAUCUAAAGGUUAUGGUGGACGAAUAUCAGAUAAAGCCCUAGUAGAAAAGAGUGGUCUGAUUGAUUGCCUUCCUACGAAUGCAGUGCUACUAGCUGAUAGGGGCUUCAAAGAAAUUGAGUCUGCAUUAGCAAUUAAAAAUAUAAAACUGUUGCGCCCUCCAAGUGUAUAUGCCAAUCAGAGACCAUCUCGAGAAGAGGUUCUUAAGAGCAAAACUAUUGCAAGUUUGCGGAUACAUGUUGAACGAGUUAUUAGGCGAAUAAGAGAAUUUAAAAUGCUGAAGCCCCACUCUGUCAUUAAUCAUAAACAUGUAGGUUACAUGGACCAGAUUGUCAUGAUUGCUUGUGGGCUGAUAAAUUUGCAAGACGAUAUAAUAAAAAAAUAAAUCAUGUGUACAUUUAAGUAUUUAAGACAGCAGACUGGUGUAGUGGUUAGUGACCCUGACUGCUGAGCCGAAGGUCCCGGGUUCGA
Plutella xylostella (diamondback moth) is the source of this 1581-nucleotide messenger RNA. The record is from RefSeq and is a predicted model, not a curated record. NCBI's taxonomy places the organism in Eukaryota, Metazoa, Arthropoda, Insecta, Lepidoptera, Plutellidae.